Messenger RNA from Myotis daubentonii (Daubenton's bat), 2736 nucleotides. It is a transcript of the gene HNF1B, whose product is annotated as HNF1 homeobox B. The record is from RefSeq and is a predicted model, not a curated record. Gene Ontology annotation, biological process: pancreas development; regulation of transcription by RNA polymerase II; liver development. Gene Ontology annotation, cellular component: nucleus. NCBI's taxonomy places the organism in Eukaryota, Metazoa, Chordata, Mammalia, Chiroptera, Vespertilionidae. Bases 249 to 2144 code for a protein of 631 amino acids. Gene Ontology annotation, molecular function: DNA-binding transcription factor activity, RNA polymerase II-specific; RNA polymerase II cis-regulatory region sequence-specific DNA binding. The transcript has 8 exons.
UCAUUUGCAUCUUGCCGAAAGCCGGCCUCCCCGCUGAUUUGCAUAUCUUAUAUGGCCUAAUGGUGGCGAUCAUGGCCAGUUAGAAGUUUUCUGACUUCUCGGAGGAGACUCCGGGACCCCGGGGAGUAACAGGUGUCUGGAGGCUGAAGGGUGGGGGGCUUCCUGGACUUGGGGUUCGUUUGUGAAACUCCCCACCACCCUCUUCUCUCGCACCUACAUCCCCCCCCUUCCUUUUCUGUCCUUGGAAAAUGGUGUCCAAGCUCACGUCGCUGCAGCAAGAACUCCUGAGCGCCCUGCUGAGCUCCGGCGUCACCAAGGAGGUGCUGGUCCAGGCCUUGGAGGAACUGCUGCCCUCCCCGAGCUUCGGGGUGAAGCUGGAGACCCUGCCCUUGUCCCCCGGGAGCGGGGCCGAACCCGACACCAAGCCGGUCUUCCAUACUUUAACGAACGGCCACGCCAAGGGCCGCCUGUCCGGGGACGAGGGCUCCGAGGACGGGGACGACUAUGACACCCCUCCCAUCCUCAAGGAGCUGCAAGCGCUCAACACGGAGGAGGCGGUGGAGCAGCGGGCGGAGGUGGACCGGAUGCUCAGUGAGGACCCCUGGAGGGCUGCCAAGAUGAUCAAGGGCUACAUGCAGCAGCACAACAUCCCCCAGAGGGAGGUGGUCGAUGUCACGGGUCUGAACCAGUCACACCUCUCACAGCAUCUCAACAAGGGCACUCCUAUGAAGACCCAGAAGCGCGCCGCCCUGUACACCUGGUACGUCCGAAAGCAGCGGGAGAUCCUCCGACAAUUCAACCAGACAGUCCAGAGUUCUGGAAAUAUCACAGACAAAAGCAGUCAGGAUCAGCUGCUGUUUCUCUUUCCAGAGUUCAGCCAACAGAGCCAGGGGCCUGGGCAGUCCGAUGAUGCCUGCUCUGAGCCCCCCAACAAGAAGAUGCGUCGCAACCGGUUCAAGUGGGGGCCCGCAUCCCAGCAAAUCUUGUACCAGGCCUACGAUCGGCAAAAGAACCCCAGCAAGGAAGAGAGGGAGGCCUUAGUGGAAGAGUGCAACAGGGCAGAAUGUUUGCAGCGAGGCGUCUCCCCCUCCAAAGCCCACGGCCUGGGCUCCAACCUGGUCACUGAGGUCCGUGUCUACAACUGGUUUGCAAACCGCAGGAAAGAGGAAGCGUUCCGGCAGAAGCUGGCCAUGGAUGCCUACAGCUCCAACCAGACGCACAGCCUGAACCCCCUGCUCUCCCACGGCUCCCCCCACCACCAGCCCAGUGCCUCUCCUCCCAACAAGCUGUCAGGAGUGCGCUACAACCAACAGGGAAACAAUGAGGUCACUUCCUCCUCUACAAUCAGUCACCAUGGCAACAGCGCCAUGGUGACCAGCCAGUCUGUUUUACAGCAAGUCUCUCCAGCCAGCUUGGACCCAGGCCACAAUCUCCUCUCACCUGAUGGUAAAAUGAUCUCGGUCUCAGGAGGUGGUUUGCCCCCCGUCAGCACCUUGACGAAUAUCCACAGCCUGUCCCACCAUAACCCCCAGCAAUCUCAAAACCUCAUCAUGACACCCCUCUCUGGAGUCAUGGCCAUUGCACAAAGUCUCAACACCUCCCAAGCACAGAGCGUCCCCGUCAUCAACAGUGUGGCCGGCAGCCUGGCAGCCCUGCAGCCGGUGCAGUUCUCCCAGCAGCUGCACAGCCCUCACCAGCAGCCCCUCAUGCAGCAGAGCCCAGGCAGCCACAUGGCCCAGCAGCCCUUCAUGGCGGCUGUGACUCAGCUGCAGAACUCACACAUGUCCUCUCCAAGCCUGGUGAUAUCCACACAUCACUUACUUUGUGCACAGCAACAAGGAUCCUAUUUUCCACACCAUCACUCUCUGGGCAGCUGUCAUGGAAAAGCCCAGUGGCCUGACAAGCACCUGCAAGAGGUCCCUGCUUACCUGACAUCCUGCCGGUACCUCGGACAAUCCGUUCGCAGGAGGCGCAGCCCGAAGCCCAGCUUCCCUUCCAUGCAGUAUUGUCAUGAUGCCUCUCCCAAGAUGUCAAGUCCUCCCGUCCGACCCAGAGGUGGGAGAAGAAACCACGGAAGAGGAAGAGAGAAAGCCGUAGUGUCUACAUUAUGCUCCUUCAUCGAACAAACUGAUGUGAAAACUUGAAUCUGUUACUGAAAUGAGGAGAGGAGGACACGUGCUAUAUUGAACUGAGCCAAACACACUGUAAAUAUCAGCACUCCCUCCCCCACCCCAUCCCAACUGAUCCUGAGAUUUCUUUUAAAGAAGUAAAUUUGUCCAAUGGGUGUAAACUAUAAACUACUGUAAUUAAGUGCAAUUUCCCCUGCACUUCCUUGCCCCUCUGCCGUGUAUAUAAUACUAAAGUAUCUAUUAGUUUUCUUUGUAAAGGUCAGAGUUGAAUUUUUCAAAGUGAUUUCCCCCCUUUUCCUUCCCAUAUGGAGAAAUACCCUACAUCGGAAGUGCAGCCUUUGCCCCUCUCUCAUGCCUGUACACGCACAGGGACACUGUGUAUUUUGGACUGACUGCCCGCUAACUCCAGCCUCCUGAUGUUAAGACACACCUCUGGAUCCCUGGAGGGGGCCGAACAUAGUGUCAGAGUAACGUCCUAGCGUCUGGUGGGGCUAAGGGUUCAGCCAGUGCACCCCCAAGAAACCCCAAGGCAGGGAAACUGGCUGUUUGAUAGCAUAAGAAAAAGUUGUCCUUUCAGAAAGCCUCCCAUUAAAACUAUUUUAUCACU